AUGUCGGGACUGCUUUCAUAUAUCCCGGGCGCCAGCUUGGUCAUGGGCAGUAGGUCGAAGACGGGAGCCAUUGAUGUGCCGCCGGUUGAAGUCCAUCAUAUUGAGACAGACGCUGAUAAGCGGGCUCGAUGCCUCAAGCACCUAUUGAAGGCAAACCACGUAAACUACGCCAUACUGUGGAACAAUCUCCAAUUCGAUAACCACAACCCCCAUUUACUCAGCUCGACGUAUCUACUUGGCGGGAAUGAAAACCAUCUCAAUGAGGCCUACAAUAACGAGAUUAAAGACCUGGUUCCGUGGGAGCCGUCGCCUUCCGAAGUGAUUGACGAGGAUUGGAGGGACUUUCUCGGAGACAAGCGCUACCAAAGGGCCUUUGUUGAUUACUUCGAGGAUAAACUCGUCAUGGAAUAUGCGUAUGAUUGGAAGACGGAAGUGCAGCAUUUCCUGUUCAGUGGCAAAAAGCCGCUGUUUCAUGCUUUGCUAGACGGGCUUGGCCACCCAAUUAUCCAUCUUGGUUAUGCAUAUGAGAUGGAUAGCAAAGAAAUUGCGAUGGAGGCGCUUGCAAUGGCCGCCGUCAAGUAUGAUUUUCUUCACGAUUAUCUUGAUGACAGUUCCUAUACCAGGCCGUCUCCGCUGAAAUCAAGAGCGCCCUUGGACCUGUUAAUCCAGCUCUCCAAGGACGAUAGAUUCAGCAAGAAGGAAGUUCAAGUCGGUGAUAUGCAAAAGUACUUGAAAGAUCAUGAGUCGGCUUUCCUGGAAUAUUGGAAUGGAUGGGAUAUUGAUGAUGAUCCGAAGAAACAAUUUGAGCUGUCACAAGAAGCAGCUGUCGCAUUGCUUGUGGCCACCGUUCAGCCAGGAACCCACGCCUACAACUUCUUCAUCGUCCAUCUCCUAACUACCAGCCAUGCCGUCCGGGUUCUUCUUACUUUUAUCCCACCCCAGCAUCAUGUUACUCUAGUUAGGGCAUGGUGGCUGUUUGUCUUGGCUGUAUUCAGUAUCAAGGGCCGACCGUUACCCGAUUACGACAAUAUUGAGACCGACUUGAAAGGAAAGAAUUGGAAAUAUGUGGAAGAUAAAGGGCUGAACUCACCGUGGUCCAAAGACGCCCACUACGUUAAAGCGGUACGAGCGAUAAGAGACGCUGCUCGAACAUGGGGCGAUGUUCACGACCGCUAUCUUCAAGCCGCAGUAACUUUUGUCGACAACUUUCAUGGAUGGGUUUUUUAG
Molecule: messenger RNA, 1227 nt
Organism: Trichoderma atroviride IMI 206040
Lineage: Eukaryota; Fungi; Ascomycota; Sordariomycetes; Hypocreales; Hypocreaceae
Molecular function (GO): oxidoreductase activity
Source: RefSeq, a predicted model, not a curated record